Molecule: messenger RNA, 3109 nt
Organism: Sturnus vulgaris (Common starling)
Lineage: Eukaryota; Metazoa; Chordata; Aves; Passeriformes; Sturnidae
Biological process (GO): nucleus-vacuole junction assembly
Molecular function (GO): protein binding; protein-membrane adaptor activity
Source: RefSeq, a predicted model, not a curated record
GUGGACGCUCCAUGACUUAAACUCCAUCUUCUCUCCAUGAAAUGUUUAGGUCAGUAUCUUAUUUUUCUUGAAGAGAAAGGAAGAUAUGUCUCCAGUGCACUCAUUUUAAAUAAUAAUUUAUGAACUCUAAGAGAUCUGCAGAAACCAGCCUUGUGAAAUGUAGCUUUUUGGACUCAGAAGUCUGUCUGCCUUACAGCAUCUGCACAUGGUGUGGUCUUAAUAUCUGUAAAACAGAACAGUGAGGAGGCAAGCUAGUGCAAAAAGCAGACAAAUUGAGAAGAAACUUUUGUUUCCAUCUCCUUCUUUUUCUUCUUGCUUUGUGCUGCUGUUGGAAUAAGAAUGGGUCAGCUAUGUGGACGAUGCAUGCAGCUCCUGCGGGACUUCAUAGGCUUUGUUCAGAGGAUGUCCUCUGACUUGGUGCAAGGCAUCAAGGAAUGCUUAACUCUGAUAAGCAAAUGCUCCUGCUUAAAACAAAACAGCUCUAAAAACAGACAACUGUACAAGCCCAUCCUACAGCCUCAUGAAAGAGUGACAGCACAGGAGUUUCUACAGCAUAUUGAAACAGAUUUUGAAAUGUCUCCACUUGGAAAGGACCCUCUGGAAGCCUUGAGGACCCUGUCCUUUUCAGAAAACCCAGGUUUACAGCAGUCGGCUGCCCUCUAUUACUUGCAUAUGAGUCAGCACAUGAACAUCCCCCUACCUGUGGAGCAUCUGGAACCCUUCUAUGCUUUACUAAGUUCUGCUGACCUGGAGGUGCAGCAGAUGUCUUCAUUGUCCCUUGUCAACUUCUUGCUGGAAGGAAAUAUUGACAAAGAAUUAGUUAUCCAAAUGGGUUUACUUGAGCCAAUUCUGGAUCUGCUUGAGUCAGAGGAUCCCACCGUCCAGUGUAAUUCCUGUGCCUGCAUCAUGACUUUGGCUGUUUCAGAGUCCAACCGAGAAGCUAUUGGUGCUGCUAGAGGAAUUACACCCCUACUGUCUCUUGCCAAGUCCUAUGAUCCCAGAGUCCAACAAAAUGCAGUUGGUGCUAUUCUGAACCUCACACAGUCAGAGAAAAUCCAACAAGUCCUAUGCAAGGAAGGAGCCCUACCAGUUCUUGCCUUGUUGCUGGAAUCUCCUGACUCAGAAGUCCAGUAUUACAGCUGUGCUGCCCUGAGCAACCUGGCAGCCAAUGUUCAGCACCACAAAGCCUUGUUGAGACCCAGUGACAGAUUCCUUCUGCGGACACUGAUUUCUCUCCUAUCCUCUUCUGUGGACAAGGUUUCAAGCCAGGCAUGUGUUUGCCUAAGAAAUUUGGCUACCAGUGCAGACAUCCAGGCCGAGAUGGUUGCUGAGAAUGCCCUGCCCAAGCUGUGCUCUCUCCUGGCCUCUGGCAGCGAGGACGUGCGUCGCGCCUCCAUUGCUCUGCUCUGGAUACUCUCCCAGCACCCACCUAACCAGGACACUCUGGCAUGUGCUGAGCUACUGCAGAGCCUGGGGACAUUACUGGCAGCACAUAAAACAGACUCUGUGAUUGUUGGACAUACUGCUUGCAUCAUCAAAAACCUGAGCCUUUCCAAAAACAGACAGAGAAUCACUGAGAGCUGCUGUGUCGAAGGUCUCCUCCGAACCAUGCUUUUGACCGACACUCAGGAAGACUCCCUUCGUUACGUGACAUCCUGCCUUGCUGAGCUAGCAAAGCAAGAAGGAGCCAUGUUACACAUGGUCCAGUGGAUGGAUGAACCUUUGACAAAGCACUUGGUGAGACUGGCUGGCCAACUGGAAUAUCCGGAGCCAUCCUUUCAUGCUGCCUCCAUCAUCCAGCACAUGAUUGGUCACGAAAAAAUGAUGAUUUUGUGGAAGCAUCACAUUGGAGAGAUUCAAGCCUACAUCAAGAAUUUUCUUACCCACCAAGAGGUCCGUUUUCAGCAGCUGGGCAUCUCCACAUUCUGCAGGCUACGAGCAGAUCUAGACUUUUCACUAGCAUUCAGAGAAAGCCAAAUGGCCAAACUCCUUGAGCAAGUCCGUCAACAAACAGAAGAAACUCAAGAGCUCCUUCGGGUAGCUAUGUGCCAUGAAGACAGUUAAUAUUUAAGCCAAAUGGCUUAUGAAAACUUACCAGAUCCAAGGGCCUGAACUUUCAGAGGAAACAACUCUUCCAUUGGUUCCUGUAAUUUUCCUGCUACUUGCAGUUUCGUCAUACAAGGGAGAUGUCCUGAUAACAAGAAUUGGAGCAGGUCAAAACACAAUUCCUUGAACUCUUUGGCUGGCUGCUUAACUGUGCUUGAGGACAUGGCUACUUGUUGAAAAAUACCCACUAUGCUUGGUUAACCUUCCAUGGUUUGUUUUUGGUUUCCUCACCCCCCCUUCAGAAAAACCAGCACUGCAUUAAUGAGGCAUGCAACAGGCUGAGUGCACUCAUGAGGCAUCUCUCAAGUAUGCAGGGGACUCUGCAUUCAUCUUUAUUCUGUUUCUGUUCCAUGUCCUGUAUUUCAGAGCGCACUCCAAGGACUUUGGAAAAUAAUUGAAUGAACCCAUACUAUAAAGGUAGAAAACUACGAACAGGUUACUAUAGAAAGUAACUGCCAAGGGACAAUUCAGAAAGUGCAAGAAUCUGUAAGAAACAAGAAUGGGUGAAGCCUUACAGCUGAUCCUUGUCCACACUAUAGGCACUACUCUCCAGCAGAAGAGCAAAGGCACAUUAAGGCAAGGAAAUGUUGCACAGAGCAAGUACAGAACACAGCAGGAACCAUCAAUGAUUUUGGUGCGAUAUAUUUACGUAUGGAACUGUGUUCUGCAAAUGUUAAAUUAUUUCCAAAGCUACUUGCAACAAGGGAAGAGUGAAAAUAUUUUACAAAAUUAGGAAUUUUUGUUAUAUUUUGAUAUUGAUACCUCAUUUUAAAUGGAGUUAAAGAGCAAUAAAAAGGUAGUCAUGUGUUUAAAUUGAACUCAUCUUCUUCUGUAUCUUCUUCCCAUGGGUGGGCAGAUGCUCAGUCAUCUCCAGGAAAGCUCAGUUCCAUCAUGUGUAAUGGUUACUUGGGAAGACACACACUGUAACUUCAAACAUCCCCCCUUUCCUCUUCCUUCCCCCAGCUUUAUAUGCCCAGCAUGACAAUGUAAGGUGUGGAAUGUC